AUGAAGGGUCAGUUUUCCAUCGAAUGGCUGUCUCAAAGCAGUAGCUCAGCGGCCACGCAUCCAUCGACCUCUUGGGUCCCUUCUGGACAGGAGGGGCCCAGCACAUCCGGCACAGCUUCUGAGAGUCUUCCGGGCUUCUACAGCAGAUGGAGACCGGAAAACACGGAAAAUCAGGAGACACAAGCGCAGUCGACAAACAGUUCUUUAUGUACAUCUACUCAACAGACUGGACAAAACAACAACAAUAUCACUCAUGCAUCUGAACCAGGCUUCGGCAGCAGCACGGAGGAGGAGGAGACUUCCGGGUACGAGAGUGAGGGUGGGCGUUCCCUCUCACCUGCAGCAUCGAAAGACUCCGCCCCCUCCGCGUCUCCAUCCACCGGCCGCAGACCUCGAACAGCGUUCACGGCUGAGCAGAUCAACAGUCUGGAGAAAGCCUUCAAAAGAAACGCGUACCUCGGUGCCCAAGACAAAGCAGAGCUCUGCAAAAGAUUAAACCUGUCUGAUAAACAGAUUAGAAACUGGUUCCAGAACCGACGCAUGAAGUUGAAGAGAACCGUCCAGGACAGCCUAGCUCAUGCUUGUCAGGCAAAGGUCGCCUCCCAUAUGAUGCACUACCCUGAGCUCCACAGCUUCCGACACGCUCCCUAUCCCAGCUACUACACUGGGGUUCAAGACAGCUCGGCUCCUUACGGCCAGUGUCCCCCAGCUUUUCACUACAGUCCAGCCACAGCGGGAAACAUCCAGGCACUGCCCGUGGAGACCCUGUACCAGUACAGUACCCUACAGAGCUUACCUGUCCAUCCCAGUAACCCCUCUAUGAUGGGACCAUACCAGCCUUACCACUCCCAGUACUACAACGCACAGUGAGAAAGGGAAUGCCAUAUUAAUUUCUGCCUGUCAGCCGAGACAUUUUAUUUCGCAGAAGCUUUGUUUACAUUUGUGAAUACAGGGUGAAGUGCAAUAAUG
Molecule: messenger RNA, 969 nt
Organism: Paramisgurnus dabryanus
Lineage: Eukaryota; Metazoa; Chordata; Actinopteri; Cypriniformes; Cobitidae
Gene: ved
Product: ventrally expressed dharma/bozozok antagonist
Biological process (GO): neuron projection morphogenesis; central nervous system development; spinal cord motor neuron cell fate specification
Cellular component (GO): nucleus
Molecular function (GO): sequence-specific double-stranded DNA binding
Source: RefSeq, a predicted model, not a curated record